Asparagus officinalis (garden asparagus) is the source of this 705-nucleotide messenger RNA. Its product is annotated as T-complex protein 1 subunit eta-like. Gene Ontology annotation, molecular function: ATP-dependent protein folding chaperone; ATP binding. Gene Ontology annotation, cellular component: chaperonin-containing T-complex. The transcript is spliced from 6 exons. The record is from RefSeq and is a predicted model, not a curated record. Gene Ontology annotation, biological process: protein folding. Bases 1 to 705 code for a protein of 234 amino acids. NCBI's taxonomy places the organism in Eukaryota, Viridiplantae, Streptophyta, Magnoliopsida, Asparagales, Asparagaceae.
AUGUUCACGCACCAGUUAAAGCAGCGCGAUGUGCCAAAUGAGUGCGAUAACUCGCUCCGGCUCGUCCUCAUCAAUCAGACAAUCUCCGUAUCGGAGCCCGAGAACUGCGGAAAAAGCAAGCGGAAACGCCCCAACACGUUGUGGAGUGUAGCUGCUGUCUGGACGUCAGGAGAAUCCUGCCCGCACUCCCACUUGCCAUUGCCUCAAAGCAGCUGGCGAUCCUUAUUGGCAAAAUGUGCUGCUACAACACUAUCAUCAAAAUUAAUAGGAGGCGAAAAAGAAUUUUUUGCUGAAAUGGUUGUGGACGCUGUCCUUGCUAUUGUAAAUGAUGAUAGAUUAAAUUUACUUGGAAUAAAAAAGGUUCCAGGGGGUACUAUGAGGGAUUCAUUUCUUGUUAAUUGUGUUGCUUUCAAAAAGACAUUCUCUUAUGCUAGUUUUGAGCAGCAGCCAAAGAAGUUUCUGAAUCCAAAAAUCCUUCUGUUAAACAUUGAAUUAGAGUUGAAAUCAGAGAAAGAAAAUGCUGAAAUCAAACUAUCAGAUCCACUGCAGUAUCAGUCAAUAGUUGAUGCUGAGUGGAAGAUCAUCUAUGACAAGUUAGAUAAGUGUGUCAAGAGUGGAGCAAAAAUCGUCCUCUCGAGAUUGGCAAUUGGCGACCUUGCAACUCAGUAUUUUGUAGAUCGAGAUAUAUUCUGCAAUGGGAUUUAG